Molecule: messenger RNA, 5412 nt
Organism: Porites lobata
Lineage: Eukaryota; Metazoa; Cnidaria; Anthozoa; Scleractinia; Poritidae
Source: the annotation of a GenBank genome assembly
AUGAAGUUACUUGCCUUUUGUAGUCGUAAAUACGCCUCUGUAUCGACCAACAGACAGGCAGCAAGUCUCUUUUUAUUUAAUGAAGUUAUUUCUAUUUUUGGUAUGUUUUGUAAAUUUUACCAUUUUUGACAGUGAUAAAGCGCUUUAAGCUAAUGCGACAUGACUUGAGCUCUAUAUAAUUUGGUAUUAUUACUAUUAUUGUCUCAGAAUUAAAAAAAACUAUCAUAACUAUAACAAAAUUCUCUAAUCUGAUUGGCUGUUAGUAGCCCCGCAUGAUUUCAGUGGUAGUAAGACAGCGUGGUGUAUAGAACAGUUAGCGUCAUGGAGUUAUUUGACAGUACGCGUCAUCGCACGCCCACUUGAACGUUGUUUGUUUUUGACACUUCUAACAAACAACUCUUGUAAGACCACGUGAUUUAAUUCAAAAGACAAUCUAAAAUUAUUACAAAUUUUGUUGUGGAUAUGAUUGAUAGGUAACAUCAUUUCGUAUCGUCUGUUUCGAUCUUUAACCCUACUCGUGAUAAAACAAAUCGGACUCCCGCAACCUGGUCGUCCGAUUUUGUUAAUCACUCUUAUGACUACAGACCGAAUUAGACUCCAAUCGGUCUUAUAAGUCUCCUCGUAAUAAAACAAAGUACGCAUGGCUACAGCAUACAGGCCGUUAUGAGCUAUCGUGGUAUAACCGGCGCUCAGUGUAACUCACAGGCAAAUUGAGUGUGCCAGUCUAACGUUAUCUGACUGUAACUAACAGAUAUUUAUCGAACAAGGAAUCGAGUAGAAAGGAUUAACUAUCUCCAAUAUAUUUUUUGAAAAAACAACUUUGUGCAAAAUUUGGUCAAGGUUCAAAGUGCAAGCUAGGCUGUUCACAGUCCCCUAUCUUUUCGUAAGAGCGUCAGGAUCUGUUUUUGAGUCAUAAGUUGAAAGUUAACCGAGUACAAGGUAUCUGGAAAUCAGGUAAAACAUCCAUUCUCGUGUUUGACGUACGGCUUCGCGAUCGAAUCGGCAUAUGAUCGGCAAUUUUAGAAGUUCAAAGUUCAAAGUUGGUAGAAAAUUUAUUAAUCAUGCCAUUCUUUCUGUUCAUUAUUAUCCUUUAUUCUGUGGUCCCUUUCAGAAUUUCAGCGUAGUAUAAGUUACGCUUGAAAGUUUCACGAAUGGUAUUAGUCACAGCCUUGAUCGCCAUGUCAUCCACUAUUAAAACUGUUUCCUAUAUCCUUUUAUUUCAAAUUGAAAUGUACACUGGCAAAGCAUUGAAUUCCAAACAGUCCAUGGGAUCAGACGAUUAAGCAAACAAAAUCAGGCCGCAAUUAAAAACAAAGAGGACAGAAGUUUCCUUUUUUAAAGAAGACAUCUUUUAACAGAGAGGAUUCAAAAUAACUGGAAUUUCAGACGGCUUAACAUAAAUAACAACGUAUCAUUUUUUUACUUUGAUACUAAAGAUUUUAAGGCUUAGAUUAUCAAUUUAGUAAACAAUUUAUCGAAUUUCAGACUGCUUCCUGGGAUGUCACAGGUCGACAUUAUUCAGUUCACAGUACACUACUGUUUCUAGAACAAACGCAAAGACAACUGUGACUGUCCACGCGUAUUUUAUAAUUUCAAACAAUAAUGACCAUCAGACAAAGGGAGCGAUUGUAAUAUUGUAAUUUUUUUUCCCACGAAACUUUUAUAAUAGUUCUUAAGGACUCGUUAAAAUGUGUCCGUUCGUUCUGGAAGUGUUGGUUUUUGAGGAGAGGGGAAAACCGGAGUACCCGGAGAAAACCCUCUCGGAGCAAAGCAGAGAACCAACAACAAACUCAACCCACAUAUGGCGUUGACCCUGGGCCGGCCACAAUGGUCGGAGGAGAGUACACAACUCUGCGCCACCCUUGCUUCCCAAAGAGAAAUUCGACUUUAUAAUAACAGAUCACUACCACCGAAAAAUCAGGGCUGCCUGUAGCCAUAGGAAAACUCCUGGCGAAGGCAUACAUUUUCGAAAGGCACAUACAGAAAAGAAACUUUGGCAUUUGCGCUACCCUCAGUUUCCUCGAAAUUUACCUUUAUAAUAGCAGACCACUGUUAUUAAAUUUCCGAGUGGAGACAUACAUUUUCGAGAAGCACACACACAAAAAAUUUCGGAUGCCUCUAUACUACUCCGAGCCUGACCAUGUAUUGUUUCAACAAGAAUCCGAACAGAUUACACAUCAUCAUCAUCAUCAUCACCGUCACUAUCGUAGUAGUUGUUAUCCCAAUCACAGUGAUGUGGUCCGUAAUUUUCUCCUUAAUUGUUUUUUUUAAGAGACAUCCCUCAAUCACAAUCAAGUUAGACGUUUACUCUGGCACUUGAGUCAGCUUCGGUUUGUGUUUUAUACUUAUGUAGUAACAAAAAAUGCAAGUAAAAGGCUAUCUUUUGCUAUAAUUUUGCUUAAGCUCUACGUUCGUCCGUCAGCCAGACGUCCUGAAGACGAAAUCCAAAACAGAUAGGGCAGGAAAAACCCAGCGGAGGCUAUGAACAGAGAAUUGUAAUUAAAAAGGACGAUAAAUUUGGAAAUCGAGAAUCAAGAUGAAACUUGUUUCCAGGAUGCAUAAAUAAUGGGUCUUUGCCUCGGAGUUAAUAUGUACUGUUUAAAAAAUGAGCCAGAAACUCGAUGAGAAGCCGAGCGAUUUUAAACCUGAUAAUACAAGACUGCGAGUUUUUUGAACGGCUUCAGAAUCUCUGUCAUAGAUCAACUCAUUCUUGCACUAAUAUUAAGAUUUUGGCUUAUUUUGGUCUAAAAAAUUGAACGUAAAGUUUAACCAUGUCUUUGUCAGAUAUAAAGACACUCAGUAAACUUAAAUUUUUUUGUUUUUCUUUAUGAAUUAUUAAUGAGUUUUUAAAUGUUAUUAAGUAAACACCGCAGCGUUUGAUGUCCUUAAAAUAGAUCGAAGUUCUUUAGGCGAGAGAAACAUAGCACGCUAACCAAGAGACCUUUCUGCAAACUUCGAUAGGUGUUAGUAAAUACGACAUGUAGUAAGAUGAUAGCUACACAAGCUGAAAAUUAAUGAACCGAUUUUUGUCCUUCCUUAGUUAAAGGAGUCCUUAUUUUGUCUACCUUACUUCCCUUUCAUUAACCCUGAUCAUCUCGGAUUAUUAUAUGUUUCUGGGAAUCUGCCCACCUACCCCUUCCCUAGGCCAACAUUUUGCCCUAAGUGAGAAGUACGUGCUAAUGUAGACGGCAGUCCGUAUUUUUCCGUAUUCAAGUACGCGCGAGCAGUCAAACAAAAGGUCCGGAACGAGGCUGAAAACAAAGAACGAGACUGGGAAGAGACGCUAAAAGCGUGUGAUGGAGCCUAGCGCGUUUCGCGCGCGUAAGACUCUUACGCCACGCUUUACCGGUUUCUGUACUGAUUUUGAAAAAAAAAAACUGUUUUGCAGUCUAGGGCUAGUGUUGGCUUAGGGGAGGGUAGAUGGGCAGAUUCCCCAUGAUCCCCAUGCCUACUUUUACAACAUUAGCUGAGAGAACUGUUCUCUUAAGUGAUCAUUUUAUUAAUUCUUAUAACCUUUUCCCUUUAUAAUGUACUGAUGUUGUUAGUAGAAAAUAUAUGAUGGUACCUCCUUGGAUUUGAAAGGUUAAUAGCAAUUUUACCAUUGUUUUAACAGUCAUACGGGCCAAAGUUCUUUCUAAGUCAACUGAGGAGCCAUUACUCACAGAGUCACCAGAGACAGCCGUCUUAGAAAAAAUCCCAGUUGAGUUUAUUCAAGAACAAGUAUACACAUUAAGAAUACUCAAAAUUUACAAAGGAGCCAUGGACGUCAAAGAGACGAACGGUGCUCAAGUUUACGGAUCAAGAAGACGGACGUGGCUUGCUAAGCUCUACACCACGCCAAACGCUUCUUCAUGCAACGUUCCCCUGCGUAACAACACCGUGUACCUUCUGACGGGUCAAAUACUCAACAAAAAGCUGAGGACUGGCAGUUGUAAUUGGCGGACAGAAUGGUCAGAAAUCACACGCAAGCAACGUGCGGGAAUCCGACGUUUUUACGGUGAAAACUGCAUGUGCCAGGUCGGUUUGUGUUUUGGUAGUAACUGCAGCAAAAUGUUACAGGGCUGUCACAAGGUGGAUUGGCGUGCGCCGAUGAAGGAAACUUGUAAGAGCAAGAACUCCUACUGCGUUAGGGACUGGGGAGGAAACGCAUGCGCUUGGCGGAUAACCAGCGAGUACAAGAAGUGUUUGAAAAGAAUCCCGUGAGCUACUGAGAUUGUAUUGAUUUUUGAACUUGCAUUAACACUGCGUUUUUUCACUGUACAAAACACGCGGUAGGACAUGCUUUUUCACAUAAUAUUCUUGCGAAAUGGUUUUAAUUCCACUUGAAAUAAACAAAGAUGGUUUCGAGACAAAAAGCUAGCUACAGUAGUACGCUUGGUAAUUGUAAGUGGUGAGAGUAAUCCAACAGUACGUUAAAGAACUCUACCGCGAAAUCGAAUGUCUAAAUCUCAUAAAAGCAAUAGUAAAAGCACACAUGAAAGGACUUCCAAGGGUCACCUUAUUGCUGGUAUCCAGGAACCCACAACACGGAGCGAGCAACUCCCAUACUAGGCCUAUGUCAAGGCGUUUUUACAGACCAGUUUAUUUUUAACCGCAUUUUAGGGCACUUUUUCCCGGAAAAAUAGAAUCUCCACCAUGUCUAUUAGCGUAUUCAAAGUAUUAGAUAUCAAAAGGGAAAACUAAACGUUAUUAAAAGGCAAAAAAUAUCAUUUUUAGGUCUGCAGAAUUUGCUGACUGGUUUGUGGAGUUUAGAAGAUAUUCAAAAUUCGCGCCAAAACCGUUCUAAAAAUAAACUGGUCCGUACAAACGCCGUGACACGAGCGCAUGGAAGUUGCUCGCUCAAUCUCAAUAACAACCCGUCUAGCUAAAAUUUGCAAGCUUGAGGGGGGCGCUUAGAUAUUUUUGACGGAAAAAAAAAAACUUUGUUUAUUGUCAUGUGACCUCGAAAAAGCCAAUUAGAGCGCGCGCUUUCAGAAAAAAGCUGUAUACACAGUAACCAGAUGACAGUAAGAGUAACAUUUGCUGGACGAGUAGGUUAUAAUACGCGUAUCAAACAAUCUUAACCUCAAGCGUGUCAUCAUUGCACGAUAAGUGGCGUGAGAAGUCAGGAUGCUUUUUAACGUUUAUGUGUCCCUACAUCUUUUUAAGUCCUUACAUUGAAAAAUAUAUUCUCGAUUGAUGUUCAAAUAAACUGCCGGUUGCAAUAAACGCCGAGUCCACCAAACCAAGAUCGAGAAUGAGGUGUUUAAGUAAAAAUAGUUAUUGUAUGUGCUUUAAACAACAUGUUAUACAUAGUUGAUACUAUCAGGGGCACCCAACGGCAAUUUUCGGGAAAAUAUCUGUUCGGAAGACGAUUUGAGAACUAGAAUUUUCGGAACCUUUGUUGUAAAAUUUCUUGCUUGCCUGCCUCUC